This is a messenger RNA of Corvus hawaiiensis (hawaiian crow), 636 nucleotides long. RefSeq names its product cytochrome c oxidase assembly factor 3 homolog, mitochondrial. The transcript is spliced from 2 exons. The record is from RefSeq and is a predicted model, not a curated record. Bases 37 to 360 code for a protein of 107 amino acids. Gene Ontology annotation, cellular component: mitochondrial inner membrane. Gene Ontology annotation, biological process: mitochondrial respiratory chain complex IV assembly. Lineage: Eukaryota; Metazoa; Chordata; Aves; Passeriformes; Corvidae.
UGGCGUCACGUCGGCGCACGAAGAAGGCGGGGGAAGAUGGCGGCCCCCGGAGAGUCCGGGGAGUCCGGGGAGGCGGCGGCGUUCGCGCGGCGCAUCGACCCGGCCCGGGAGCCGGGGCUCAGCCCCGAGCAGCGCCGCCUCAUGGCGCAGGUGGAGCACGCCCAGCGCCAGCGCGCCCUGCAGCGCCGGCUCCGCAGCCGCAACGUGCUGCUGGCGCUCGGCAUCGGCGCGGUGACGUUUGGCAUCUACGGUUACACCUUCUAUUCGGUGUCGCAGGAGCGGUUCCUGGACGAGCUGGAGCAGGAGGCGGAGGCGGCGCGGGCGCGGGCCCGGGCCCGAGCCGAGGGCGCCGCAAGCUGAGCGGGGAGCGCCCGGCCCGGCCCGGCCCGGCCCGUGACUGAGCUGCCGCCCUCGCCUGGCAGGAUGGGCUUCUGGCACGGGGCAGCCGCGCCUGAGGGGUUCGGGCCUGCCCCCUGCUCUGCGUCGGCCGGAGAAGGCCCCGGGGGCUCUCCGCAGGCAGGGCCCCCCCGCGGGCAGACCCCGCCCUGGGGCCUCUGCCGGGGCCGUGCCCAUGGGAGGGACAGGGACACCCGGCUCCCGCCACUCCCCACAAUAAAUCCUCUCACUGGAGACCGA